This is a messenger RNA of Pangasianodon hypophthalmus (striped catfish), 4117 nucleotides long. It is a transcript of the gene egr2a, whose product is annotated as early growth response 2a. Gene Ontology annotation, molecular function: DNA-binding transcription factor activity, RNA polymerase II-specific; RNA polymerase II cis-regulatory region sequence-specific DNA binding. The coding region runs from base 591 to 1754 and encodes 387 amino acids. NCBI's taxonomy places the organism in Eukaryota, Metazoa, Chordata, Actinopteri, Siluriformes, Pangasiidae. The record is from RefSeq and is a predicted model, not a curated record. Gene Ontology annotation, biological process: regulation of transcription by RNA polymerase II. The transcript is spliced from 2 exons.
UUUUCCGGAUGUUCCAUUUUAGACCAACGGGGCGUGUUUUGGGCCGCCGGAUAAGAUCCAUCUAUGGGAGUGACCUGACCGGAAUUCCUGAUUUCGAUUAGGAAAGUUGGCUGCGCGUUUCUCCGCAAUCUGCAAAGAAACUGCGUAAAACAAACAGCAAAGUGACCUGUAAACCAGGCAAUAUCAGACUGACAGACAGACAGACUAACAGAGGACACCUGACAUCUGGAAAAGUAUAAACCUAGCGCUUAAAAUGAUCGCUUGAUAGGCAUUGAUUCCCAGUUGUGUCACAGUGCGUGCCUCCUAUUAGCUGCCCAACCUUCUUUUAUCUCAUGUCCUUUUAUGGUCAAUGACGUAGCACAUAUUGAAAGCCUCCUUUAAAUGCCUACUAACGCACGAGCCUCGGUUAUCUACCGUCGCGCAACUGAAGGGUGCGAAUUAACAACAUACCAGCGAGCAGUGCCUCAUAUUUAACAUAUCCAAUAAACAGAGAUAUCCGUUGUAAUCAUUUCUAUAUCCUCAAUUAUAAUGCCUGGUUAAACCCGAACUUCAAAACUCAGUGCUUUUGGGCAACUUUGCAGUGGCUUAAAAUGACAGCUAACAGUGUGGAUAAAGUCGCUGAGUCGCUAACUGAUUUCAUACGCUCCAUUGCAACGGAUGCUUGUCCUAUGGAUGAAAUCCCUACAGACUUACCGAGCGGCUUUCCUCAUGUAGACCUGGGAAGCGAGGCAUCAGGAGGUGGCCUGGGCGCGGACAGUUUCUCUAAGGAAAAGCGCACUGCUGACUUUAUAGACCCGAAUAACACACAGAGCUCUCCUGUCGCCUACACGGGCAAGAUUUCCAUCGGCGCUCAGUGCGCACACGGCAGCUGGAACGCAGACAGCCUGAUAAACUUUGUCUGCGCAGAGGUACAAAGCGCGACACCUGCCCUCACCCCUUUCCCUACCUCCUCUCCAGGACCCACAGACCUCUCAGGGGCUCCAGCUUGUCCCAAAGGCCACGAGAAGGAUAUGGAGCACAUGUACACAUCACCUCCACCUUACACCUGUAGUGCGGACGGCUACCAGGACCCCUCGACCUACCUAUCAACCAGUACAUGUCCGAUCACGUACCCGCCAGCUUCUUACACAUCCCCGAAGUCCACCAUAGACGGUGCGCUUUUCUCCAUCAUACCAGAUUACGGGGGUUUUUACCAGAGCAGCAGCCAAAGGGAUGCGCCAGUCUUCCAGGACCGAAAACCGUUUUCCUGCUCUCUGGACACCGUUAGAGUUCCUCCGCCCCUCACUCCGCUGAACAUGAUAAGAAAUUUUACUCUUUCGUGUCCCAUGGACGGAUUGAGGCCGCCCACGGACUCCAACCCUCAGAGUGUCCCGUUACGACCAAUACUGCGACCGAGGAAGUACCCGACCCGGCCGUGUAAGACCCCGGUGCAUGAGCGGCCGUACCCGUGUCCAGCGGAGGGCUGCGACCGCAGGUUCUCGCGCUCCGACGAGCUCACGCGCCACGUGCGCAUCCACACCGGCCACAAGCCGUUUCAGUGCCGCAUCUGCAUGCGCAGCUUCAGCCGCAGCGACCAUCUAACCACCCACAUCCGCACGCACACGGGCGAGAAGCCCUUCUCCUGCGACUUCUGCGGCCGGAAGUUCGCCCGGAGCGACGAGCGAAGGAGGCACACGAAAAUUCACCAAAGACAGAGAGAGAAAAGGGCGAGCGCUCCUCCUGCCCACACAUCAGGCGCUCAGGGCUCCAUGUGAGAAAGAAACGGCCUCCUGAACCCUGACCACGUGAUAAGGAAAGGGCGCUGGACAGAGGACCUUGUUUACCACCUUUCGGCUCGAGACGCCAUAUUGUUUAAAUGGGUACGUCCUAAACUGUGUACUACCUUACUUAACCAGGACAUGCAGAGUUCUUCAGGGGGACGAGCUCAGAUUUAAAAAAAAAAAAAAAAAAACGGAAUCCACACGUUCCCAGCCCUGGUCUUGGAGUACCCCUGUCCUUGCGCAUUUUGAUGUCUUUGCUGCUGUAACACAUCUGAUUCAACUUAUCAAUAUUGUACAAUAUUGAGUUGAAGUGGGUGUGUUAGAGCAGGGAAAACACUAAAAUGUUCAGGACAGGGGUAGUCCAGGACCCUUAUCAUGGGCAGAGUGCUCGCUGCAGUGGAAAGACUGACCUGGAGUCAGGGUCCCUGGAAAAUGGGUCCUCAAAGGGUCUAAUGUUAGCAUUUUCAACAGGUAGAUGAGGUUGCCCACAGAGACUGCAUUUGCACAGGGCCUAGAAAUGUAGAAUACUGAAUGUAAACAAACACAUUCUUAACUGGAUAUAUUUUUUACAUUUUUAUUUCAAUGUGUAAUAAAUAUGAAAGUGGCUUGCCUUGCAGCCUCUAUCUCAGUCCUACUUUCAGUAGGACAAACAUUUAGCCCCAUAGCUGCCUCCUUUCUCACUCACUAUGGAAUAUUGAGUAAAUUUGCUACUGAAUCAUGUUCCAAACAGCAACAUUGAAGUUUGUUUUCCAACUUAGCUGUUAAACCUCUAUUCAGUGUAUAUGGCAUUUUUUUCAGUAGAAAUUGUUUAAAUCUUCUUCAAGAAGGUAAGGUACGAAGCUGAACUGAAAUACAGAGUAAAACAAUAAUGUUUUCUUAGCAGCUGGGAGCUAACUAACUGAUAAACAUUAGAGUUCCAAGGUUAAACCUACAUAUGCUGGUUGGAAAUAAUCACGUACAUGUUCAACUGAUUUAGACGUAUUAACAAAGUUCUGUGAUUUUUUUUUUUUAGCUAUACCUACUUUAGCUUACUAUUUAUUUUUUCCUCUUACUUUACCUAUAACUUUUAUACAGCAGGUUAGUUAUUUAGGAAGAAAAUGCAGAUUUUUUUUUAAUUGUCUGCUGCUUUUUUUCCUCAAGCCAUUUUGCUCAUGUCAUUGUUGUAAUUCAUACUUUGCCUAAAAACAUGUCUGUAAUUUAUACUGAAAUGGGGCACUUCUGCUUUAAAGGGAGCUCUGAAAGAAGUGCCCCCACCCUCUGCAUGUGCCUGGUAAUAAGUGGUAUAUAAAAACAGUAUGAUAUUGCACGGUACUAUGAGAUUUCUGACCUGGCCUGUGUGUGCAAAUCAAAGGCAGCUUUAUAUGAGCCUUGUGUAUGACACUGUUUAUGUAUUUCACAUGAUCAGGGGGGAAAACCCUGCUGUUACAAAUACCCUGUUUGGGCUCUGUAUAUUCUGUUUCUUGAAAGUCUAGGUCUGCUGUUUAAAUGUUUGUAACUGAUGAUUUCCUUUGUAACAUUCACAGAUCACUGUAUAGAAUUAACCGCUGCUUUUCGUAACUGGUGAAGUAACGCUCACUUUACUAUCUUACUGUGAUUUUUAUGCUGACUUUUUGUGAAACUGGGCCCUUCUCAAGAACUGAAUUUGUUCCUAGUGUGCCCUAAUAACAUUUGUUCUGUAUACAAAAGAAGUGUGUCCAAAUCAUGUUAUAAGGUGUUAAUCUGUGAAUGAUUUAAUUAAUACAAUGUAGAUAUGCUUUACAUGCAGUGUUGCAAGUGGGCAAGUUUAAAGUGCCAGGCAUUACAUAGUCAUACCACUAGAGGCUACCCUUUGACAUCUUUGGGUAAGACAGGAAGGUAAGGUGUAAGUGAACCCAGGAUCCCACUUACACCCGGACAUUUCAUAAGUCUUGUAUCUACUUUGUUUCCUGCUAAGAUUUUAACCACAUGCACUUACACUUGUAGACAAAUGCAUCUCUGGUCAGACUGAAAUCUGCAUUUAUGAGUUAAUAUGCAAAUUACAUUCGAACACCAAUUUGCACUGUUUCUCAUUUUUAGUUAGUUUUAUUUGAAAGUUGCCACAUCAGGAUUUUUCAUAACCUUUUAAAUCUUACUAGUUUUAAUGGCACCAAUAUUAACAAGUGCAUCAAAUUCAUUUAUACCUGUACUGUAUAACAUGGCUGCAUUCAUUAGUGGUUUGGAUGAUCAGAUUUAAAUGUUUAAAAUGUAUCUUUUGGUGAAUUUACACUUUCAUUAUUUUGUGUAUAAUCUGGAUGUAAUCCUGAUACUCAGGACACAUGAACCAAAGUGUAAAUGGAAUCUAGAAUACUUGUAGUGUGUGUGUGUGUGUGUGUGAGAAA